Kwoniella botswanensis is the source of this 4425-nucleotide messenger RNA. RefSeq lists its product as uncharacterized. Gene Ontology annotation, molecular function: protein binding. Lineage: Eukaryota; Fungi; Basidiomycota; Tremellomycetes; Tremellales; Cryptococcaceae. Bases 1 to 4425 code for a protein of 1474 amino acids. The record is from RefSeq and is a predicted model, not a curated record. The transcript has 6 exons.
AUGUUGACUAAAGCGACAGCUCACAUCCGUCCAUUCAUCCGACCAUUGCAAUCCUCUGGUGCUGGUCCAGAUCACUUCACCGCCAAUCCUUCGCUCCUGCAUCAUCUCCCUUACGGCGGUUCUGGAAAUUCCUUAGUUGCUCAAGGUCCGAAUCCCACUCAGACUGCUGGAUCAAGUGGAAGUGCAGGCAGGCAUGGAUACGGUGGGAAUGCAGGAGCUGGAGGGGGUUAUACUGGCCAUGCCAGAGCAUUUCUUUCCCUGCCUCAGACAGCUUCAGUCGAUCCCUCAUCAACCCUAUCCAACUCAGACGAUAACCAGCUGCAAGAUCAAUCGUCAAACAAAUCAUCUUUACUGCUCAAACAUCGAUUGUCGAAGCGAACUCGAAUAGUUGGUCCGAGCGAUGGAGUUGGAAGGGAAGUAAGGCGGGAGAUCGAAGGUAGGGCUGGAGGAAGUAAAGUGACUGUCAUGGAGUUAGAAGGAUCCGAAGAACUUGAAAGAUCAGAAAGGCUGGGACUACCAUCAUCAAGUGGUAGCCGAAGACGAACUGGACUCACUCGAUCACCAUCAGCUGUAGAGAUUUGGCAAGUCGGUAUACCCCAGCCGAGGGGUCGAUUAGGCUUGAGAUCGCUGUCAACUCGGUCAGAUAUACCGAAAUCGCUAGAAGCUGAAGAUGCGCAGCCAUUAGUCUCAGCCAUACCCACGAAGGCAACGAGGGUGCUUGGUCAGCCGAACAGGGUGUUGAUGGAUCUAGCGGGACGUGAUUUACCAGGACGUAGGGUAGGAAUGGUCAGAAGGAAUUCAACCGCGGCGGUAGAAAGGGUAUCAUUGGAUCAACCUCCUGUGGAAUUACUAUUACAGCAACAGAAGAAGGAAGAUAGAUCGGCUGGCAAGUCCGAUAGCGGAUCAAGCGAAGUCGCUAUACACGAUGCCAUAUUGGCAGCUAGAAAUUCGGGAGAAGUAGCACUUCUGGAAAGGCUGGUCCAACAUUAUAGAUCGCCUCGUACUGUCUCGCCUUUCUCCCAAGAUCAACAAGCUGGUGAUCCCGCUUUAUCGCAAAAGUACCCACUGUCAGAAGGUUAUUCAAUCAGAACGUACAACGCAUGUCUCAAUGCCCUUGUCGGUACCCGGAAAUCAGGUCAAUCUAUCGCCGAAAUCCUAGAAAUCUACAACGAAAUAUUAGAACGUGAUCUGAUACCGAACAACGUCACUUACGGAUUUGUCAUCCGAGCAUUGGCUUUACGUGCUGUGGAGGUAUCAGAGGCUGUCAGACUAUGGGAAGAGCAAAAAUCAUGGGGGGAAUGGAGAGCUUUGCUGCUUGGACCUCAAACAUGGGAUUUCGAUGCUGCUGCUGAGAAAGAUCAACUUUUCAAAUCAUACGAAGCUGAAGGAAACCUACAAUCCGCUCAUAAACUCUUUAGAGCUGCUACUAGAGUGAAUUCGGCUGCUGGAUUCCCAUUAUCCGUUUAUGGUACUCUGCUGGACGCAAUCAGCAAAGAAUCGAAUCCGGAUAUCGAAGGGAUAUUGCAAAUUUUCAGCAUAGCUCACAGGUUUAGGGUACCCGGUACUAUCAGCUUGUACAAGCAGAUCUUCCGAGCCCUCGGUGCUGCGAAAGAUACCGAACAACUUGAAAGUGCUUGGCAAGAUUUCAGAAAGAGUUCAGAAAGCGGAAAUGCCCAACGAAGAUGGUUAGAUGCCAACCCACCAUCCAAGACGAUUGAUCCUGCAAUGAUCCCCCAAAGGGUCGACGGUAUACGACAUCAAGUGUGGCAAAGUGCUAUGAGCGCCUUCAUCGCUGUGGGGCAAUCUUCUAAGGCUCUCGCAAUCCUCGAAGAGAUGGUCCAAUCUGCUACUUCCGCUUCCACCGAAGAAAUCGAUUUCUCGAGGCCGCCCGCUGCCACCCAUCGAACAUUAGGUCAAUUCAUUGUUGACCUUGCUAAAGCCGGUGAAAUCGAUCUCGCCUUGCAAUGGUACGACAAAUUCCACUCAGCGGACUACCUCGAAAAGCUUCCACCACACAGGUUGACGUUGGAACAUAACUCUGGCCUUGUCGAUGCUCUCAUUAAAGCUGGUCGAAUAGAUGACGCUAAAAAUGCCCUGGAAAGACUUUCUUCGCAUCUUGGUGAAUUCAACACGGCUGCCAGUAAGACGACUGUCGGAAGGAGAUUAUGGAGAAUCUACUCUGUCUUGGUAGUACGAGCAACCGAGGCAUCAGGUCAGGAGAGAGAACAGAUAUUGGAUGAGAUUAAGACUUUCAGCAAAUCUGGUACUAUUCCUCUUGAUUUCUUGGUAGUCAACAAACAUCUCGGUCUACUUGCCAAAUCUGGAAGAUGGGAUGAUAUACCCUCGGUAUUGGAAGGUUGUGUGAUUCGAGAACCUCUCCGCAGAAAUUUACAGUCUUCUUUCAGCGAGACACUGGUGGCCAUGUCAAAAACCGAGAUUCCCCUUACCUCUCUUUUGGCUCUGGCGCAGCGAAUGAUCACUUUGGGUCUUCAAAUUCGCUCAGAAGUCGCCUCAGCUAUCGUCGCCAAAUUCAUUGCUGGAGAUACCAACGAGAAAUUGGACUUGCCAACUCAAGAUCUGUUUGUCCUCGUCGAAUCUUUUGCUGCACUACCCAAAGCUCAGGUCGAUGAAGGAGAUUACGAUGACGCCUUGGUAUCCCUUUUAUCGGUUCUCGAAGAUGCCAACAAAGCGGAUGAGUCUGUCUUACAAUGGAAGAACAAUGUCGCCGUCGGAUCUGUCAUCAAAUCUAUAAUUCAUCGAUUUGGGAUUGAGAGAUCUAAGCAUCUCUUGACUCCUAUAUUUGGUGAAUCUGAAAUUGAACAACUCAUCACGCCUGUCAUCGAAUCCCUUACAUAUUCAUCAUCUAGUAGCUCACCUGCCUUUAGUGACUUCACUCUGCCAACAUCUCCUUCCAGCGCUACCACUGCCUCCUCGCCAGGUCAACCGGAAUACAAAUUGAGGAUUGAUAAAUCACUUUCCACUUCAAUUGAGAAGAUCACGCACCGGAACCCACCUAUCACCCCAUUGGAUGCCUACGAUCUAGUCAAACAAGGAUUAACUCGAAAUGCCGUGCCGUUCCCUAAUACAAUAUGUCAAUUGAUCGAUCACUUAUCGAGAUCGGGCGAUGAACCUAAAGUCAGGGAAUUGUACUCUUUAUGUCAAGUUAUAUUAAACUCGGUAAUUAGACCAGAGCAUCAAGCUAGUAAUUGGCAUCAAGUUGAAGAUGCCAUGUUAAUUGCUUGUUGUCAUUUGGGACACCUCGAACAAGCUGGUAUGCACCGUGCAAGAAUCGUAGAAGCCGGUAUGGCCCCCUCGGCGGAUGCUUACGCAACUAUGAUUGCCUCUUCGAAAGAUACCACCGACGAUGCGUUGGUAGCUAGAGAACUGUUUGACGAAUCGCAGAUGAUGGGCGUAAAACCCCAUUUGUACCUUUAUAACACCAUCAUAUCGAAGUUGUCGAAAGCGAGAAAGGCGGAGACUGCUUUGGAGCUGUUUGGUCAUAUGAAAGCUCAGGGGAUUAGACCUAGUAGUGUCACGUACGGAGCUGUUAUCAACGCCUGCUGCAGAGUUGGCGAUGCUCAAUCUGCCGAAACUCUCUUCGAGGAAAUGGCUAGUCAACCGAACUUCAAGGCUAGAGUACCUCCAUUCAACACUAUGAUGCAAUUCUAUCUCCAAACACAACCCAAUCGAUCACGAGUCCUCCACUAUUACACCCUUCUACAACGAGCUCAAGUUCCUCCUUCCGCCCACACUUACAAACUCCUCUUAGAUACCUACGCUACACUAGCGCCUAUCGAUCUGGAGGCUAUGGAAAAUGUCUUUGCGCAGAUCCAGCAAGACAGGAAUGUGAAAGUCCAAGGUACUCAUUGGGCAAGUCUCAUCACCGCUUAUGGUAUUCACGGAGGUAAUUUAGAAAAGUCAAAGGAGAUAUUCGAGAGCAUUUCAUCAAAUGGUAUAAGGGAAGCAGUCGUAUGGGAAGCUAUGCUCAACGUUCUUUCCCAAAAAGGGUCAGUCGAAGAUCUCGAAUCAACAAGGGAGAAAAUGGUCAAGUCCGGUGUUCAACCUACUGCAUACGUUUACAACGCUUUAAUCAAUGGAUAUUCGCGAUCGGGUGAUAUACAAAGAGCAAGAGAAGUUUUCGAUUCGAUGGGAGAUUCAAUCUCCGGAGUUGCUGCGCCAAACAACCAUCCUACGCUCCUUACUUCUUCUGGACAUGUCAAACCCAAUACUCAGACUGAAAUACCGACUGGUGUCGUAUAUAGAGAACCAUCGACAUAUGAAAGUAUGAUUAGAGCUGAAAUAGCACAUGGGGAUAGGGAAAGAGCCAAGCUAGUCUUGGAUAAAAUGGAAGAAAGAGGGUAUCCUCUAGCGGUGUUUUUGAGGGGAAAGAACGCUUAUGAAGAAGAAUUAAAUAAUCUGGUUUAG